UGGCUGAAGUUACUUGCUCAUUUGUAUUCACCAACGCUCAACGAUUGUUUAUACGACUCUUUCCUGUAUUUCUCCACUGUGACGUUUGCUAUCUUUUCGUAGGUUUGUGGUUCACAUACCGGUACGACUUUUGUAUAUUUGUUAAAACGUUUGUGGCGACUGUAUUUCUUCUGGGUUUCAUUUCGGUUCCCAUAGAAACCAGUUCGUGCGACCUAAACAGUGCUAUGAAAAAAAGAGGCUUGUCUUCUUUCUGUGUAUUAUUGUUUAAUGAAAGACUGUAAAUGUUAGGCUAUAUUGACUGCAUUAUGGAAAGAAACGCGGGAUGAAGGCUAUUAUAUUUUUGAUGACAGAAAAGUAUUGUAUUCAUUCAUUUAUUUAUGUAUUUAUUUAUUUUUUUACUUAAAAUACAAUGCAUUUCAGAGUACAAAUUCAUCAAAACCACUUUGAGCAGCUGCAAGGUAUUUUUUUGAUGCAGGUCAGCUCAUUUUGACUGUGGUUUUGCUUUUUGUGUCGCAUUGGUAUGCAAAUAUACACAUUUUAAAUGCUGAUGCAGUAUAUUAUUUGUUUCUUGUUCGAUUGUGUUGGACCGAAUGCUACAGCAUAAGCUAAUUGUAAGAUUUAGUCAGUUGUCGUUUUUAUUAAAAUUGCUGCUAUUUUGGUUUGGACUGCCUGCAAAAUGUCUGUAGAAAGCAGAGGUUGCGAAUCAGAAUACGACCCUAAACACGGUUCGAGUGCAUUACGAAAAAGAGUGACUGAAAGAGAACCCCACAAAGGGAAUGUGAAAGUUGCCGAAAACACUGAAACCCGGGGAGCAAACAAUAAACACCAAAACCACUCCUUGAAUCCCAGGUUAAAGUUGCAAGACAUUGGAGGCACUGAACAUGUGCUUGGCCUUAAGAAAUGCAAUCCCCCCGCUAGUACUACUAGCGCCCACCAAGAAUGGACUGUUUACUCACUUAUACUCGUGUCCUUGUUGUCCCUUUGUACAAGGUUUUAUAAAAUCCUAGAACCGCCUCAUAUUUGCUGGGAUGAAACACACUUUGGUAAAAUGGGAAGCUAUUACAUCAACCAGACCUUUUUCUUUGAUGUUCACCCACCACUUGGAAAGAUGCUGAUUGGUUUGGCUGGAUACCUGACUGGCUAUGAUGGCUCCUUCCCAUUUGCCAAACCUGGAGACAAAUUUGAAGAGCACAACUAUGCUGGAAUGAGAGCGUUUUGUGCCCUCCUUGGUUCAUGUCUGCCCCCAUUCGCUUACCUCACUGUGCUGGAGUUAUCCAAGUCGCUCCCUGCUGCCCUGAUUACUGCAUCCCUUCUGAUUUUCGAUACUGGCUGCAUCACAAUCUCACAGUAUAUCUUGUUGGACCCCAUCUUGAUGUUUUUUAUAUUGGGGUCCGUGUUGAGCAUGGUAAAGUUCAGCUCUCAUCGAGAAAGGGCUUUCUCAGGAUCUUGGUGGCUGUGGCUGCUCCUCACAGGGGUGAAUCUGGCUGGGGCUCUGGGAGUGAAGUUUGUGGGGCUCUUUGUGAUCCUGCUGGUGGGAAUGAAUACAGUUUGGGAUCUCUGGAAUUUGCUGGGAGAUAUAAACCUCUCGCUGGUUCUGUUUGGAAAGCACUUGCUGGCUCGAGUGUUUUGCCUGAUCCUGCUGCCCGCCUCCUUGUACAUAUCAUUCUUUGCGAUCCAUUUUCUAGUUUUAAACAAAAGCGGUCCCGGUGACGGCUUCUUCAGCUCUGCAUUCCAGUCUCGACUGAUUGGGAACAACUUGCACAAUGCCUCCAUGCCAGAGUACCUGGCAUAUGGAUCGACUAUCACAAUGAAAAACGUGCGGAUUGCUGGCGGGUACCUCCAUUCCCACUGGCAUCUGUACCCGGAGGGGGUCGGCGCUCGGCAACAACAGAUCACUUCCUAUUCACAUAAGGACUUCAAUAAUUUGUGGUUUGUAAGGAAUCAGGACUUUAAAACAGAAAACCCUACCGACCCAGUGGAAUUUGUCAAACACGGGGACAUCAUCAGACUUGAGCACAAAGAAACAUCACGUAACCUGCACAGCCACCUGCAUGAAGCCCCAUUAACAAAGAAACACUUUCAGGUUACAGGAUAUGGAAUUAACGGCACAGGAGACCCGAAUGAUUUCUGGCAGAUCGAGGUGUGUGGUGGGAAGUCCGGAGAUCUGGUCAAAGUGCUGAGGAGUAAAGUCCGUCUCAUUCACUUGUCCACCGGCUGUGUCCUCUACUCCUCUGGAAAAACUCUGCCAAAGUGGGGCUGGGAACAGGUGGAAGUCUCUUGCAGUCCCUACCUGAAGGACACACCCAACUCCCAGUGGAACUUUGAGGAUCACGUCAAUGCUAAAUUGCCGAAUAUUAGCCUUGAGGUGCUCAAGCCCUCAUUCCCAGAGAUCCUCCUCGAGUCCCACAUUGUAAUGAUCAGGGGUAACAGCGGUCUGAAACCUAAAGAUAAUGAAGUCAGUUCUAAACCCUGGCACUGGCCAAUAAACUACCAGGGCCUGCGGUUCUCGGGUGUGAAUGAGACAGAAUAUCGAAUUUAUCUCCUGGGAAACCCUGUGAUCUGGUGGUUAAAUCUGUUCAGCAUUGCCCUCUAUGUGGUUAUGGUUACCAUAGCAGCAACGUCUAUACAGAGAGGGAUUCAACUGAGCCAGAAAGCCAGAGAGCGAUGCAGGGUGCUGAUGGAAGGAGGAAGGGAGAUGAUGCUGGGGUGGCUACUUCAUUACCUUCCCUUUUUCACUAUGGGCCGCAUCCUGUACUAUCAUCAUUACUUUCCUGCUUUGCUUUUCAGCAGUAUGCUAACAGGGAUAACUUGGGACACCAUGCUGCAGAGUUGGGACUUGUUUGUUAGUCCUCCUGUCACGCAAAGAAUAUACAGUGGAGGAGUGGCUGUGCUGAUCAUACUGUUCUUGUACAGCUUCUACUUGUUCCAUCCUCUCUCCUAUGGCAUGGUCGGACCACCUGCUCACGACCCCAGCAGUCCCAUGGCAGGACUCAAGUGGAUGGAAUCGUGGGAGUUCUAAGAUAGAAGUCCAUGGACCAGAUCCAAGGUCUUUCACUCUUAAAUGCACUUUUUAUUUUUUGGUUAUUCUGAAUUAAAAUGUUUUGUCACUGUUACAAAACUGGAAACUAGAGGCUGGCUUUAUUUAGCCCUGGAUCACUAGAUUACAUUACAGGGACUGAACUAUUAUAGUUAUGAGUGCCUAACCACUACAUUUUGAUUUGCAUUUCUUCCAUGUUAAAUUUAGCUUUUUCGUAAAAUGGAUAUGGAUGUGGAUUAACGCUAGAAGUUUUAGCUGUUGAGUGAUGCUUGGAAUUUGGUUCUGGUUAAUGAGGACACAAAUUAGUUUUAUUCAUCUUGUCAGUUGUGGAUGCUUUUCACUUUUUGGACUUUAUCAAAGGGAUCCUUUGACAAUCUCUACAAAAAUGACUAGAAAUGUUAAUUCAGUCAUGUGUUUAGUCAGGAUUCCUUUGAGGUUAAACAUUUCAUUUCUAAUAUGGUCCUGUUUGUACCCAUUUUAAGAUUGUGGGUCUGAGGUCACCUUAUCUCAUAACCUCUUCUGUAGGGGUUACACAGCAUUUCAUCGUACAACACAGGAGUUCUGUGUGACGUUUAAAAUGACCGGUUUAACCCUUUUAGCAAUAACUACUUCAAGUUCUGGAGUUUUGGGAUAAUGUAGGUUUAAUGUUGUUUGUUUGUUUGUUUUCUACUCUAAUGCUCACUGCCUUAGUGUAGUGGUAUUGAAGUAAUGCUUUUUGGUAUUCAUUUUAAUUUGUGUUAGUUGUGUUGCUGUCUGUCUGGUAAUUUAAACAUCUGUUAAAAUAUAUUUUUAUUUUUUACUGUCAGCAGUGCUUUUUUAUACACCAGUAAGUAUCAUGAGGUCACUUGAAUUUCAUUGUUUUCUUUAAAAAUCCUGAUCUGCAGAUACAAACAAAAUGAUAUAUAUUUGGUAUGGUGCAUUUUAACUGUGUGUUAGAAUAAUCUGGUGAAGAUAUGGGACACAUAAUAAAUAAAUCCUCUUUCUGCUUCCGCAGCACAGAAUGACAUUUUGAGUUAGCAGUGUCCUGUGCUAGGAAACUGAAUGUGGUAACAAUGUUAUUUGUAAGUAAACACUACGGAAAAUACUUGAGCGUCUGACGUUUACUGCCAUAUUAGAAAAAUAACUAGGACUAUAUUUCUGAAAAGAAUAAAUUGUGUUCAGAAUGUGUGUUUUGUAAUGAUUUGUUCUUUUUAUAAAUAACACAUUCUGUUGUAGUUUUUUAAAGCUAAAAUAACCCAAAUGCAUUUUAUAAAUAAAUGUCCACUGGUAUUUUAUUGAGCAGUAAAUCUGUAAAAUACACUCAACACUCGGAUUGGCAGAAUUGCUCAACUUUGAGCAAUAUGAUUUUAAGGAACUUUUAUAAUGAGUAAAAAUAAUUCUGUCUUCAUCUUCAAAUGUUUUUUUUUUUUUGGUCAUAAACCUUUUGCUACUGAGAGGCAAAAACAAUAAUAAACAAACAAAACAGGCUGGAAAACUUAAUCUUUAUUUUCUUUACUGAAAGGGACUACGGUUAGAGGUAUAUGAAGGCAUGUUUAAAGCAAUGACAGAUCACAGCUUCCAACAGUGGAAAUAGCCCAAUAUCUAUUCAGACCUAUUUAACAUGAGUUAUUGAGUAGUACACAAUAUAUAUAUACACAGCAAAAAUGAGCAUUUGUUGCUUUCUUUUCUUGUAACAAAGUCUUUAGUCUACUAAACACUGGAAACGAUCACUCUAAAUCUGCAACAGUGUCUGUGUUUGACAGACCUUUCUUGUAGCAGCUAUUGCAUGAGGAGUUUCAUUUACACACAAUGCAGGCUUUGGGCAUUAGGAAAAGAACAUCUUUUACCUGUAACAUAAAUAGAUAACUGGUACUUUCAAAGACUGGCAGAACCUUCUCGAUAGACAUUUUAUAGUGCAGAAUACUCGGCUAAUGAGCUGUUUAAGUCCCCAAAUACAACAAAAAAAAGAGAGAUAAGAUCCUUCAGGUCAUUAGACCAACCAGAAAAACCAGGACAUGGAGGAGGGUCUUCCUUGCAAAAAUGGGCCAUAAUAUUAUUAAUAAUAAUAUUUCUGUCUGAACAAACAAUUGUGUACAUGAGCAUUGUGUUUGUUCACCCAUUCCUUGGGUAGUAGUAAUGACUGCUUGACACUUGCAUGAUGGGUUUAGAAAUAAGGUGCUGCCAUUCUAUAAUAACCAGUACCAAUGUCUGCUCCACAGGGCAGGAUAUAUACACUUUGUAUGGUACAGUGUAAGGCACAUUUCAUUACAGAUCUGUUAAAAGCAACUUUGCACAGAAAUAUUAAGGUAUUGAUAUUAAAAUGUAUUUGGCAAUACAGAUCGCUUAUUUUAACUGAACAAAGUUAAUACACUAUAUACCUAUGUUAAAAUAUAAAAACAAAAUUAAAUACAUAGUACACAAUCUGUACACAGCAUCCAGACCUCUCUCACUUGCCUCUAAUCACACAUAGUUAACGAGGUCACAAGAUUAAUAUCGCUUACUUGCAGAUAUUUUCCGGUAGUCCCUAUAGGAAUGUGCUUACACGGGAUCUGAGUUUGUUACUAAUUGUAAACGUCUUGAGCUCUUGAUUUACUAUCGUCAACACCCACUGCUUUAUUUUUGGAAGAUUACUGCUCCAAAAUAAGAGUACGCCCCGCUAUUAAAAGGUUAACAAGUGUUACAGUGUUAAGCAGAUACAAGUCUAGCAAAACUUAAAUAAAACAUAUGAGGCGUUAACAGACCCAUUUGUACCCUUUGGAUCCAAAUCCAAAACAGAUCAAAGCUUUACUAGAAGGUUGAGUUACAUUUUUUACAUCAUAUAAUUUAGCAAUAUUUCUUUUCUUUUUAAAAACUACCGUAAACUCUAAAAAAAAUAAAUUAUAAAAAAAAAAGAAGAGAAAACAUCCUAACCGCCUAACAAGUACUAUUUUGGA
This is a messenger RNA of Acipenser ruthenus (sterlet), 5949 nucleotides long. Its product is annotated as protein O-mannosyl-transferase 2-like. Gene Ontology annotation, cellular component: membrane; endoplasmic reticulum. The record is from RefSeq and is a predicted model, not a curated record. Gene Ontology annotation, biological process: protein O-linked glycosylation via mannose. The coding region runs from base 677 to 3019 and encodes 780 amino acids. The transcript has 21 exons. Lineage: Eukaryota; Metazoa; Chordata; Actinopteri; Acipenseriformes; Acipenseridae. Gene Ontology annotation, molecular function: dolichyl-phosphate-mannose-protein mannosyltransferase activity.